AUGAUGACACCCAACAACACUGGGGAAGUGGCCAGCUCCAUUCCCAAAGGGGUACUGGGGAUUUCCCUGGCCCUGUCAAGUCUUAUCGUUGUCGCCAACCUGCUCCUGGCCCUAGGCAUCGCCCUGGACCGCCACCUGCGCAGCCCACCUGCUGGCUGCUUCUUCCUAAGCCUGCUACUGGCAGGGCUACUCACGGGGCUGGCACUACCCAUGCUCCCUGGGCUGUGGAGCAGAAGCCACCGGGGCUACUGGUCCUGUCUCUUUCUCCACUUGGCGCCCAACUUCUCUUUCCUCUCCCUGCUUGCCAACCUGCUGCUCGUGCACGGGGAGCGAUAUGUGGCAGUGUUGCAGCCACUGCGGCCCCAGGGGAGUCUGCGGCUAGCCCUGCUCCUCACCUGGGCCAGCCCCCUGCUCUUUGCCAGCCUGCCUGCUCUGGGCUGGAACCACUGGAGUCCUGGUGCCAAUUGCAGCUCCCAAGCUGUCUUUCCAGCCCCCUACCUCUACCUCGAAGUCUACGGGCUCCUUUUGCCUGCUGUGGGAGCUGCUGCCCUUCUGUCUGUCCGAGUGUUGGCUACUGCCCACCGCCAGCUGCAGGAGAUCUGCCGACUGGAGCGGGCAGUGUGCCGUGAUACUCCCUCAACCCUGUCCAGGACUCUCACCUGGAGGCAGGCUAGGGCGCAGGCAGGAGCCACGCUGCUCUUUUUGCUGUGUUGGGGACCCUAUGUGGCCACACUGCUCCUGUCAGUGCUGGCCUAUGAGCGCCGUCCACCACUAGGGCCGGGAACUCUGUUAUCUCUCAUCUCACUGGGCAGCGCCAGUGCUGCAGCUGUGCCUGUGGCCAUGGGUCUGGGCGAUCAGCGCUACACAGCCCCAUGGAGGGCAGCUGCCCAAAGGUGGCUGCGAGCACUUCGAGGAAGAGCCAAGAGGGACAGUCCAGGCCCCGGCACCACUGCCUACCACCCCAGCAGCCAAAGCAGCACGGACCUGAACUUGAACUAG
Molecule: messenger RNA, 999 nt
Organism: Chionomys nivalis (European snow vole)
Lineage: Eukaryota; Metazoa; Chordata; Mammalia; Rodentia; Cricetidae
Gene: Gpbar1
Product: G protein-coupled bile acid receptor 1
Exons: 1
Coding region: 1-999 (332 amino acids)
Biological process (GO): G protein-coupled receptor signaling pathway
Cellular component (GO): membrane
Molecular function (GO): G protein-coupled bile acid receptor activity
Source: RefSeq, a predicted model, not a curated record